Messenger RNA from Erinaceus europaeus (western European hedgehog), 918 nucleotides. Its product is annotated as basic salivary proline-rich protein 1-like. The record is from RefSeq and is a predicted model, not a curated record. The transcript has 2 exons. Bases 1 to 918 code for a protein of 305 amino acids. Lineage: Eukaryota; Metazoa; Chordata; Mammalia; Eulipotyphla; Erinaceidae.
AUGGGCGCCCGCGGGGCGGCAGCCAAUGGGGACGCGGCAGAGGACGGGUUGCCGGGAGGAAGCGCCUUGCGGCCGCGGGCAGACCCAGCGCAGACACGGGGCACCCCCCCCGACGGACCCCAGGACGCCCCUCUGCACACAGGGACCCCGGGACCCCCCGACGGACCCCAGGACGCCCCUCUGGACACAGGGACCCCGGGACCCCCCCGACAGACCCCAGGACGCCCCUCUGGACACAGGGACCCCGGGACCCCCCCGACGGACCCCAGGACGCCCCUCUGGACACAGGGACCCCGGGACCCCCCCGACAGACCCCAGGACGCCCCUCUAAACACAGGGACCCCGGGACCCCCCGACGGACGCCAGGACGCCCCUCUGCACACAGGGACCCCGGGACCCCCCCGACGGACCCCGGGACGCCCCUCUGGACACAGGGAUCCCGGGACCCCCACGACGGACCCCAGGACGCCCCUCUGGACACAGGGACCCCGGGACCCCCCCGACGGACCCCAGGACGCCCCUCUGGACACAGGGACCCCGGGACCCCCCCGACGGACCCCAGGACGCCCCUCUGGACACAGGGACCCCGGGACCCCCCCGACGGACCCCAGGACGCCCCUCUGGACACAGGGACCCCGGGACCCCCCCGACAGACCCCAGGACGCCCCUCUGGACACAGGGACCCCGGGACCCCCCGACAGACCCCAGGACGCCCCUCUGGACACAGGGACCCCGGGACCCCCCCGACGGACCCCGGGACGCCCCUCUGGACACAGGGACCCCGGGACCCCCCCGAUGGACCCCGGGACGCCCCUCUGGACACAGGGACCCUGGGACCCCCUGACGGACCCAGGGAUGCCCCUCUGGACACAGGGAGUCCAGGACCCCCGACGGACCCCGGGACGCCCCUAUGGAUGA